AUGGCUACAAAAGACCGGUGGCGUGCAAGCUUUCAAAAGCUUUCAUCCAAAAUUAGUAAAAACCAACGCCUCUGGAGACAAAGCCCCAAGAUCGGAGAACUAAGGGAAUCCGUCUUUAUUUCUGCCGACAGUAAGAGAGACAACGAAAGGCGACUUUCAAAUGUUGCGUCUGGUGCGUUCGUUAACGAUCUGAGCGGCGAGCGUCAGAAAGCGAGCGCCCCUAGGCGACGGACCUUAGCAGAUUCGGAACUGAAGAAGCCCCAGGUUAGAUUCGAGCUACAGAGAGAUCAGGCUCAGCGACCCCUGUUUAUCGAUGGACCGGACAGUAACGAAGAGGAUCUGUUGGCAGACUGGGCAGUUGAAGAAGAAGUGGUGAGCGAUAUAGUCAAGCUCUUACCAGACCGGCCCCGGGCCGAUUCACCCACUUUGGGUGCCGAGGGUGUCGUCAUUCAACGAGACUGCGGAUACAACAGCCUUGGCAGAGCUUCUCAUUAG
Pyricularia oryzae 70-15 is the source of this 495-nucleotide messenger RNA. RefSeq lists its product as uncharacterized. NCBI's taxonomy places the organism in Eukaryota, Fungi, Ascomycota, Sordariomycetes, Magnaporthales, Pyriculariaceae. The record is from RefSeq and is a predicted model, not a curated record. Bases 1 to 495 code for a protein of 164 amino acids. The transcript has 2 exons.